AUGGCACAAAGUUCGAAAGAGCAGUCUGGUUCUGAAGGAGAAUUGCCUCAGUUGCCUCCCAUGUCUGAACGUAUGAGAUUGACUAGUGGAGGAAAAUCAUCAAAGCCACCCAAGACACAGAAGAAGAAAUCCGAGUCUGAAUCCGAAGAACAAGAUGAUGAUAUUCCCUCAGCUCACAGUCAGCCUGAGGAUGAACUGGUCACUGACGCCGUGACACUUUUCUUUGAUGGAAAUCCCAAAAAGGGUGGUCGUGGCAGAGAGAAGAAUACAACUGCCGAGAUGUCUGAUCCCGAAAGUUAUAAAACUCCACCUGGAGUUGAAACAACAACUGAGAGAAAUAACAGGCUGCAAAGGAUUCAACAUCACUGGGCGAAGAAAUGGUUCAAUUAUGAAAAUGUUCAGAGGAAAUAUCAAAUCAUGUUUGCUUUCACUCCACCUUGGAAUGACUUCAUAGCUGAGAAUUGCAUCGGCCCAGAUGAUGAAAAGGUCAGGCCUCCACCACCUUCAAAUGCUCAUGCAGAUUCUCUCAAAACCAUCGCUAAUUUUCCCGAGGAAGUGGAAAAGAGAGACAAGGCCAAAGCCAAGUGUGAAUCGAAGGUUGUGAAGAAAAAUCAAGUCGAAGAAAGAAACGUCGCGCUGACUCAGCAAGACAUACAGAAGAAAAAGUAUCGUGCUUCAAAAGGAAGCAAGUCAGGAAAGUCAGUUUCCCCUCGAGCUCCCCGAAAGAAAUGUGUCACCACAAAAUCAAAGAAGGCCGCUUCUGACUCGUUUGAUGAGUCUUCUGAAGAAAAUGCUCCCGAUGAAAUACCUAUGUAUGAUCAACGUGCUCUUCUCAACAAGCCAUACAAGACUCCCUCACCGGUGAAACUUUCACCCCCUCUAAGAAUCAAGGAAGAAGAACGUCAGAAGGCUAAGGCAAGAGCUAGCAAGCCAAAGGGAAUCAAAGAUCACCGCAUUCAGAAUGUUGCUACUGAUGCUCCUAUUGACUCAAGUACUCCUCUGCAGCAAAUUCCACCAUCCCCUCCUCACGAGGAUGAACCCAUGCAGCAAGUUGAGCCAGUAGUGGUCGUCAUACCUACUCCAGCUGCCCAAGAGCCUGAUGUGGUCGAUAUCUUUCUGAACAAGUCUGAUGAAGAAAAUGCCUUGCCUAAGCAGCAAGUCAUGGAUGAUAAAACUGAUGAAGAGAUUGAGGUUGAGAAAGCAGUUCCAUCGCCUCCGAAGGAAAUGCAAGCUGAGCCCUCCAGAUCCAACAAGAAGGAGAAUGACAAGGUUGACGGGGAGCUAAAUGCUUCCCGACACAAAAUCACCCCGGUCACAUCAUCUGGUGCCCCUACUCAGAUGGAUGUUGAUCUUGCUCCUGCUUCCACUGCACCAUAG
This is a messenger RNA of Aegilops tauschii subsp. strangulata, 1377 nucleotides long. NCBI's taxonomy places the organism in Eukaryota, Viridiplantae, Streptophyta, Magnoliopsida, Poales, Poaceae. The record is from RefSeq and is a predicted model, not a curated record.